GUUCACAUUUGUAGGCCGCUGCCAUGAAGAAAUUUUUCUCAAAAAUUGACGGUUCAACACAACAAAAUGCACAUAUUGGAAAAGUGUUCCAAGUUGGGAGAUACAGUGUCACAGUUGAAGAUGUGAUUGCAGAAGGUGGUUUUGCCAUUGUGUUUUUGGUGAAGGCUCAAAAUGGAUCCCGCUAUGCCCUCAAGCGCAUGUACGUCAACAAUGACCGUGAUUUGGCAGUCUGUCAAAAAGAAAUCAAAAUUGCUCGAGACCUCAGUGGUCACAAGAAUAUCAUCCAUUUCCUUGACUCCAGCGUCACGGUCACCCCAAACAGAGUGUACGAGGUUCUCAUCCUGAUGCAAUACUGCAGAGGGUCUGUCAUACAACUCAUGAAUGACCGGAUAAACAGUGGCUUCUCAGAGAAGGAAGUGCUGAAAAUAUUCUGUGAUGUGUCUGAGGCAGUGUCUCGUCUCCACCACUGUCAGACACCCAUAUUACACAGGGACCUCAAGGUUGAGAACAUCCUCAUUGGAGAAGGGGGGAACUAUGUGUUGUGUGAUUUUGGCAGCGCCACAGGUCGAACCAUGGUGCCAGAAUCUCAUAACGUAAAACAGAUUGAAGAGGAUAUUCAAAAAUAUACAACAUUAUCAUAUAGAGCACCUGAGAUGGUUGAUCUUUAUGGGGGGAAACCCAUCACAACAAAGGCUGACAUAUGGGCGCUGGGCUGCUUGUUGUACAAACUGUGCUUCUUCUCACUUCCUUUUGGAGAAAGCUCGCUGGCCAUUCAGAGUGGUAAUUACACUGUCCCAGAUCACUCCAGAUACUCCAAGAAACUACAUUCAUUAAUAGCUUUCAUGCUUGAAGUUGAGCCUGAAAAGAGACCAGACAUCUACCAAGUGUGUUGUGUUGCUUUCCGUUUAAUGGGAAGGGAAAACCCUGUGCCAAAUAUGAAUUCUUCUACAACACCAGACAUGAACUCUCUUCCUACACCCAUGUCUGAGGCAGAGGCGCGCCAGACCAGGACAACAGCACAGAAGUCGGUGGUAUCAUCAUCAAUAGAGAGUACGAGCGUGACACCUAGACAGAGGCCGAAGGGGUCAGCAAUGCCUCAGAGUGGAGGUCUUGGAUUGCCCAUUCAGACUGCUAUAGUGCCGAGGAAAAGACCCUCAGCCAGCAACCCUAACACACCUGUUGAUCCCCAGCAGCCGUCUCCAAGCUACGCUGGGCAGCAGCACCUAGCACCCUCCCCACAGUACCCUCAACAGCCAUCACCACAGUACCCCCCAGGGCAAGCACCUGUCUUCAACUCACAACAGAUGCAGUUCCUGGGUCAGCAGCAACUGCCUGUACCCCAGGGCUCCCAGAUGUACUCGUCCCAACCCCCUGCAGUAUUACAACAUGUCCUCAGUGACCAGUACAAGCAGCAGGCUAUCUCACAGUCUCAUAGUGCUGAAAACUUAAUGUUCCCUGCCAAUUUCUCUGACCCAUUCCAAGAGCCGGGAGCAGGGGGUGUUGGUGUUACUUCUGUAGAAACAGGACAGUUAAUACAGAUUGAUGAUGACCUACAUCACCAUCAAUUAAAACAACCGCAGCAGCAGCAGCAACAACAACAACAACAACAACCGCAACAGCAACAACAGAAAGAGACCACUCCACCAUGUGUAUCAACGCAGGAGGAUAUGUUUAAAAAGCCUGUUGUUCCUCCUCCAAAGAUGAACACAGUUGAUGAUGAUCAGAAAGAUAACCAGCCUCUUAUUGCCCUCACCCCACCUGCAUCCCCUCAGAGGCACGUGAAAGCUCAUCGGCGGAAUGUCAGUGAUACGUCAUUCCUCACCAUGGGGGGCAAGGGAAGUGCAUUCAGGGCCUACAAUGCAACCAGCAACCUUCUGUCCGCUCCCCUGGAGAACAAGUCUAAGUCAGCCAGCACAACACCAGUCCACUCUCCUCCAUUGUCAGAACACAUUAGGGCAUUAUCUGUAGAUUUAUCAGAUUGGAACCCUUUCGGUGAUGACAACUUUGGAGCCAACUCAGAUGACAUGAUGUUUGGUGCAGAGUUUGAUAGAAUAAGGCGUGGAUCCAACACAAGUAUAUCCAAUGUAAAAAGUAGAGAAGAUUUAGUCAUGUCCGGGUCCGACUCUUCAGAUCCCUUCUCAAAUGCACCUUUCAGGAAACCAGGGGAUGAGUACAGCCCAUCCCAUGGAAGUCCAGAUUCAGAAGAUGAUCGCCCAAAGAAGGAGAAGAAACUGCCAUCGGAAUCUGAGUCCAAGAGCUUCCUCGGUGCAGGGAACUUGAAGGCGGCCUUGUCAAGGUCUAAGUACCAGCAGCUGGUGGACACAGACGAGUCUGAGAAGGAGGAGAUCCGGCACUCUAAAUCCCAGACGGAGGGGCGGAAGGGUUCUGAGGGCAGCCACAGAGACAGGAUAGAAUCGAGUUCGUCAUAUGCGGAGGAUGACCAUUGUGAUGGGGUAACUGAGCCGAGGAUGAAAGAUUUCAGCUAUCAGGAGCUUGAUGAUGAAUAUGGAAGUCGUCCGGUUGAUAUUCCUACGCGCAGGAAGGACGUGGAGCAUGUGGCUCCACGGGAGGUGAGUGUCCGGAACAGUAAAAAUGACAUGCGAUCAGACAGCUUCCAGUCGGAUCGGAUAGUUGGACAUGAGUAUGGUGUGAAGCCACUGCUGGAUGAUGAUGAGCUGCAAGAUGCAUACGGCAAUCAGCAUCACUAUAUGUCAAAACCUGUGACUGAAGAUGUAAAUGUGAACAAUAACAGUAAAAUGAACUCAUCUCGAGCCUCAGCUUUGAGUCCAGAGGAAGGGCCUGAUGAUAUAUUUGGUGCUGCUCCAUUUAAGAAGAAAGGGAGUAAGAAGCGCCCUGGGAGUAGCAUUGCUUCUGGACCAAGUGCUUCUUCACAAGCCAGUCCAGCUGUUGAUGAAGUGUUUGAUAAUGCUCCCUUCAAAUAUCGAGGUUCAUUGAAGAGCCAAGCCUCUUCUCAGACUGUCAGUCCUGCAGAUAGUACUACUCCCAGCUAUGCAUCUCACUCUGCACAGAGUCCCGAGAAUGAUGUGUUUGGGAAUGCUCCAUUCGGAGGAAAGAUAACGCCCAGUUCCACAGCUACUGGCCCCUCCUCAUGCCCGGUGUCGCCUAUAGGUGAGGACCAAAUUGUGAUAACCCCUGUGGAUGCCCUGCCUGGUUCAGGGUAUCAAGUCAGGACUGCUUUAGGGGGGAGCUCAGCAGCUCAGAAGAUUUCAGGAGUCCGAGAGAUUGGGUCACAAGAAAUACCGCCAUCAAACACAGCUGAGGAUCCUUUCGGGGCAGUUCCGUUCCAUCGUGCCGUGAGCUCGCAUUCUAUCCGGAGAGACGAGCAGACCCAGUCUUCUAGUCCAGGGGGGCAGAUGUUUGGCUAUACAAGCAUGUCCAAGUCCGCUGUGAUGACCAGCACUCCCAUGAAGGGUCAGCACCCAGCCAGUUCCAGCAAGACCAUGGGUCAGACCCACUACUCCCCACAAAGACAGAGACCUGACGACCUUUUCUUGGAGGAAGAUCAGGCUCUUGUCACAGACAGUGAUUAUCCUGCUAUGUCAAAACAUUCCAAAACCAAAGUCAAAUCCAAGAAACCUAUUCGUGAUAUUGCGAGUGCAGCAUUCUCAAACAUGAGUUACAACGAUGAAGAUGAUGAACUUGAUAUGGACUCACCGUCUCAGGAGCAGAUGGGUUUUGCCCAAGAUGGCAAGGGACAACCCACUACUUCUAAGUCUGCGCAGAAUCUGCAUAUAGCUAGUAUUAGGCACCCAGCUUUUGCAAAGGGUUCCUCUCCCCCAGCUAUUACAAACGCCUCCCUGGAAGCAAUGAAAGUCUCUUCAGGCGGAUUCGAUCCAGGGACAUGGCCACGGAAACAGCGCAAGUUACCUAUCCCUGCUACAGCAGAGCCAUUUACUGUCAAGAAGAAAUAAGUUAUCUCAGUGAUAGAUCUGUUGGGCAAAAAAAAAUGCUUGUGUUUCCUGAAAAUAAGUUGUCAAAAACAACUAAACUAAACAAAAAUGUUAGGGAUCAUGCAUAUUUCGGGGAAUUUUUUCCUCAGACCUUAUGAUCAGUUUUAAAAAAAAAUUCCCCAAAACUUUCAUGAUCCAUAUCUUCUUCUUUUUUCAAUUUAUAUGAAUUUAUAAAAUGAAGUCACUUGUUCUUCUGACCUAUAUCUAUAAGGGGCAUUCAGAGAAACGCAAGUAUGAAUUUUUUUGGGCCAAAUGUAGUGUAUUAUUUAUCGUCUAAUUCUCUACCUACGUGCACUAGCCGUAUGAGGUAGUUGGUUGUGCUGUAUGCAGGAUGUUAAUUCUCACUCUUACUGCCCAUCAUAAUCAUAUAGCGUUGAAUUUAGGUUGUGUAUAACCCAGUUCUUUUGUGAUCAGUGUCCUAGUAAUCAUGUUGAAAGAGACAUAUUUCGCUGUGGUCAAUAAUAGCCUUUAGCCUUAUAGACUUUAUGCUGUUUAUGGCUUCGAUUUUAACAUUGUUAUAUCUGGUAGCAGAGGGAAUAAUUGAUAUUACCAUGGCGAAAACCUCAUCCAUUUACUGGGUAUGUCCUGAGAGGUAAUUACACUCCAGGCCCCAUUCCACAAAGCGAUCUUAGCGCUAAGUUGACCGUAACUCACAUACUUUAACGAACACUUACGAUCAUCGUAGCACUAAGAUCACUUUGUGUAAAAGGGCCCGGGGCCCAGCUCCACAAAGCGAUCGUACUCUACAUCUGUCGUAAGUCUGUGUUAAAGUAUGGGAGUUACGAUCAUCUUACCGUGACGAUCGCUCUGUGGAAGGCCCUGUACUAUUUAUUAUGUAAUAUUGUGAUAGAUUUAAUAUAAUACAGGUAUGAAUAAUAUAUCUGCAGCUGUGAUGUACUUAAUGUUUUCACACAAGAUGUAGGUAAAAUAGAGGUACACCUUGGUGUUAGAUUUGACUUUCAAAAUUCAUUUGUUAUGUUCACCUGUGGUUUAAUAGAACUGUUUCCUAUCUCGAUAUCUUUAUUCCUGAUUGUUGAAUGACUAGGAAUGUUUUAGAUGCAUAAAUGAUAUAUAAAUGUUUUACUAAUAUUUUCAUAUAGUUUAUUUUCUGUUCUUUUUGACUGUUCUUUCGAAAUAUAUUUUGUGGAAAUGCUAUUUUAUUUACGUUUUUGCUCUUCGUGAUAUUCAAGUGACAAGAGAGGUCUAUUUGCACACCAAAACUUGAACAUUUUGUACUAUCACACUGAGCAUUUGUGUGAAUAGUAUUACAAAUAAUUGUCUUAUCUCCCUUGGCAAGAAUGUCCAGCAAAAGCCAAUGUCAAGGUCAUUAUUCAGUUGUCCUUCACAAUCUUCUAAAAAUCAUAGCUUCUUUUCAAAACAUCUGCACAAUCAGAUGAUCACAAUUAAGAGCUCUAACAUUAGACCACACGACAAUUGAUGUGUGGUGUUAUUCACCUGAACAUUGUCCAAACAGCAAAACUUUGCUACCGGUACAUAAUUUGUUAUGUCACUUAACUCCUUCUGUAUAAAGAUCUGGGCCUGUUCCACAAGGCAAUAUUAGCGCAACGACUGUCAUUAGCCUAUGUUAAAGUAUGGGAGUUACGACAGUGUUAGAAUUUGGCACUAGUCCUGUAGUCCUUGCCAAACUGCCCAAUAGUUAAAAAUUGCCAUUUUUAAGGAUUUUGCUAUAUGUUAUCAUUAUAAGGACUAAUGGACUAAAUCUGUUAGUUUCUAUUGCUGUAUGAUCACCUUAGCGCUAAGAUCGCUUUGUGUAAUGGGGCCCUGAUUGGCUGAACAUGAAAUGAUUAUGAAUCUUACCUAAUUAUAUGUUGAACGGGACUGUGGUAGAAUGUAAAGAAUCCUGGUGACAGACUUCAUCCUUUUGUAUUUAAGGCAUAUUGAUGAAAGCAUCUAUUCCAUUUUUUAAGCUUUAAGACUUGUUUCUUAGUUAUGAGGGGACACGGGCUACACCCAACCAAGAAAUGUAGAACGUGUUCUAUGUCCAUGUUUCUGAAUGUACUUUGAUGUUCAUGACCUGUCUGACUACAAUGAAAAUUAUUCUGGGUUCCGUAAUCACUGACCAGUCUGGACCACCCUGUAAGUAUAUUUGUGUAUCAUGAAUGUGUUUAUUUCGCCUUUGGUCAAAGAAGUUUUAUUCGCCAAUCUCUUUAUCAGUGGUAGAGGUAAAUCAACUAGUCCACUAAUCAUUUCGGACUAGUGGGAUAUGUGAUGUUAUUACAUUUGGAAGAAAACUACUAGUCCUUAACACUUUUCACUAGUCUCAGACUAGUGGCUAUAGUCUCACCCUGGGUAAAGAAUGUGGAUGAACUGGAUGUUGAAGCGCAGUGUGAGGGGUCUUGCUGUAUGUUGAUAUGACUGUUAUUAGCCACUGCCUAUGUGAAGGAUGGAACUGUUUUAGAGUAGUUUGUUAUGUUUGGCUGUAGAAAUCUUUGGCUACAUCUGCUGCUCAGGAGGCCAGCGUUGUUGAGUUUGUUGAACAUUCACAAGUGGUAGAGUCCUCUGCUUCCAUUAGAAGCUCGCAUCACAUGAUGGCGUGAGCAUGUCUUGGUGUUGACAAUUGUCAUGUCUAUAUGGAGCUCGCAUCACAUGAUGGCGUGACCAUGUCUUGGUGUUGACAAUUGUCAUGUCUGUAUGGAGCUCGCAUCACAUGAUGGCAUGACCAUGUCUUGGUGUUGACAAUUGUCAUGUCUGUAUGGAGCUCGCAUCACAUGAUGGCGUGACCAUGUCUUGGUGUUGACAAUUGUCAUGUCUAUAUGGAGCUCGCAUCACAUGAUGGCGUGACCAUGUCUUGGUGUUGACAAUUGUCAUGUCUGUAUGGAGCUCGCAUCACAUGAUGGCGUGACCAUCUCUUGGCGUUGACAAUUGUCAUGUCUGUAUGGAGCUCGCAUCACAUGAUGGCGUGACCAUGUCUUGGUGUUGACAAUUGUCAUGUCUGUAUGGAGCUCGCAUCACAUGAUGGCGUGACCAUGUCUUGGUGUUGACAAUUGUCAUGUCUGUAUGGAGCUCGCAUCACAUGAUGGCGUGACCAUGUCUUGGUGUUGACAAUUGUCAUGUCUGUAUGGAGCUCGCAUCACAUGAUGGCGUGACCAUGUCUUGGUGUUGACAAUUGUCAUGUCUGUAUGGAGCUCGCAUCACAUGAUGGCAUGACCAUGUCUUGGUGUUGACAAUUGUCAUGGUCUAUAUGGAGCUCGCAUCACAUGAUGGCGUGACCAUCUUUUGGUGUUGACAAUUGUCAUGGUCCAUAUGGAGCUCACAUCACAUGAUGGCGUGACCAUUUCUUGGUGUUGACAAUUGUCAUGGUCUUUAUGGAGCUCGCAUCACAUGAUGGCAUGACCAUUUCUUGGUGUUGACAAUUGUCAUGGUCUAUAUGGAGCUUGCAUCACAUGAUGGCGUGACCAUCUCUUGGUGUUGUCAAUUGUCAUGUCUGUAUGGAGCUCGCAUCACAUGAUGGCGUGACCAUGUCUUGGUGUUGACAACUGUUGUGAUACUUACUAAUAGUUCCACAAGGAAAAUAAUGAAUAAGCAAAGAGGAAAGAUUGAUAUACCUGCUCCUAGUGAAUGGGUGUCCCAAGCCUAAUGAUACUUGUUCUGAAAUGAAAAUAAAUGGCUUUGAUAUGUUGUUCUCAACAAUGCUGCAUACAUCGGCAUGCUGUCCUCAGUUACCUGGACAACAUAAAAAAUGUAUAGUCAACAAAUCAAAUGUGAUUAUUUCUAAAAUCCCUGUGAGCAGGUAUCAAAGUAUAGUACACCUAAUCUUUCAGCACUUCUAGGCUGCAAGUAGCAUCCUCUAGGACAGCCUAUGGAUUUUUUAACCAAAAAUACAAUUCCAAUUUCAAAUAUAUAUUUUAUUUCAUCAAAAUGUAAAUAAAUUUUCCGCAGGUUUUAAUAAUAGUAUUUUAAAUAAUUUAUUUAUAUUGAUAGCGACAGUAAAUGAUUUUUUUAAACAUUUUACUUAUUUCUGGUUAGCAAAAAAAACCAAACUGCUUUUCAUAUGUUUUUAUUUUUUCACAUUUCAAUUUUUGGGAGUCGGUGGAUUUGUAUUGUAACAAGGUUUAAAAAGAGGUCUGGCCUCACUAUCAGUCUUGUCUGUUACACUUGCAGUAGCUGCAGCCAGACAAUAUCUCUCCCCACAAACAUGUUGCAUUUAACUGUGUUGGUGCAGCAUGCAAACCCAUGUUAGGACUCAGAUCCAUGGCUAAUACUCUGAUCUGUGAUGUACAUGUAGUUCCCAUCUGUGGUAGAUUUACUAUUGUAUCUCACAAACAAUGAUUAUUAAGAAAUUAGAUCUUGUAACAUCACAAUCCUAGCUCUAAAUAUUAAACUGACCAGAUGGGAAGUAAAGUGGGAUGCAGACAAAGCCAUGAGAAUGACACCAGCGUUGAUUCCGUGCUAAAAUGGGUCCCCAAAAACCUAGGCUUGUCAUAUGGGGCAUCUGAAUAGAUUAGAGUGAACGAGUAUUGUUUUAUAUCGUUUUUAGAAAUAUUCCAGAAAUGGGCUUCACACAUUGUACCCAUGUGGAGAAUCGAACCCUGGACAAGCGAACGCUUUAACCCCCAGCCUACCCCUCCACCCCGAAUAGAUUAGAUGACUUGGCUGAUUGUGUGUCAUCAUAUCCAUAAGACAUGGAUCAUUGCUUGUAAUAUCAAUCACUGGAUUGUCUGGUCCAGAUUGUUUACAGGCCCCUGUCAUACAGCUUGAAUAUUGCUGACUGUGCGCUAUAUUACUGAAACUCCCAAAACACAACAUGAGACUGAAAUGGGCAACAACCCUUCAGUAAGCAAGUAUGGUUUUACGCCACUUUCAGCAAUACAUAUGCAAUAUCCUGGCAGGGGACACCAGAAAGGUCAUCUCACAUUGUACCAAUGGGAAUCGAACCAGGGCCUUCGGCUUGACAAGUGAACGCUUUCACGUCUAGGCUACCCCAGCUCCUUCAUCCUUUGACACCACUUGAACAUGAUGUCAUCGUGCACGUGAUAUCAUUUGAGUGAGUGAGUGAGUUUGGUUUUACACUGCUUUUAGCAAUAUUUCAGCCAUAUCACGGUGGGGGACACCAGAAAUGGGCUAUACACAUUGUACCCAUGUUGGGAAUCGAACCCGGGUCUUCGGCGUGACGCUUUAACCACUAGGCUACCCGACCGCCCCUGAUAUCAUUUGAAGACAUGUCUGAUCUGACUAUGUUUGAUUAUACUUUCUGCUACAAGUCAGACAGAUUAGAGGCCAUCAUUGAUCCAUCUGAGUCCCACAUAUGUAUGGUGAUAACUGCACAAGAAGACAUUGCAUGUAUAUACUUACAAUACAAUUUGGCAAGUUGCAUAGAAUGGCAGUUGAAAUUGUUAUAUUAUUACCAGUAUUGCUUUUUAUAAGAACCUGUAUCUCCACAGCUCUGAACUGCAUUCUUUACUGGCAUGUAAUGAACAGGUGGCUUGAUUGUCUGGUGAAUCUGCAGAUAUCCUCCUGUCUUAGUGCCUCGAGUUUCAACAGGAGUUUAACAAGCCUGCAUCUGACAGGACACUGUGAUUUGGAGUCUGCAUGUCAUGGAAUAUUGUUGUUUGAUGAAUGACUGAAUUCAUGUCUGCCGAUUGCGUAGUGAUAUCUAGGUACAUAGUGACGCCUUUAACCUUUGCCCUGAUCUUAAGCCAGGAUGAGUUGGGCAGGAGCCGUCCCUUUUAUAUUUCGGGGUGGGGUGGGAUUUAAAAAACAAAAUCAAAACUGUCUGAAAAUGCUUUGAAAAAUAAUAAUUCUCCACAAGCCAUUCAAAAAUAAAUAAAGCGUUCACUGGAGAUGCGAGAUGAUCUGAUAAAUAUUAUGUUGAGGGUAGAAAAAAAUUGUUUUGGCUUCCUUUCUUCACAGAAAAAAAUUGUGGGUUUUUAAGCACAGACUCAUAUACUACACAAAAUCAGAUAGAAAACUUAGAAUUCUUUGAUAUUACCAUAGUUACUGUGUCAGGCUGGCAAAUCCCAGAUGCCUGAAAAUUAAACGGUCGGUCGGUCCCUCCCUCACUCACUCGGAGAUCCUGUGAUUGAUGAUUUGUGUAGUAAUUUCCUAGGUGCAUAGUGGUGCUGCCUCUGAAGCAGUGAUUGUACGUGACCUUGUCUGAAGGGUCGUGAAGCCUUUCAGUCAGAUAAUGAAGCAUAAACAAGAUGGCAACGAGAACAAGAGGAUGGCGAGUGAAGGGUUAAGUAGGCAUUAGUGAGUGACGUCAGAAGAAUAGGUUUGCGCAUGCAUUGCCGACAAAGUAUUGGAUUGUGGGAUAGGUAAAGUGUAACCUGAUCCAUAGUAGAAAAAAUGGAGUACGAUGUAUAAGUGAUGUACAGUUCAUAAUAAAACUGUGACGUUGUAAGAUACAUAAAAGCACAAGAAUGCUGCAGCUAAGGUAGUCGUUGUUUGUGCACAAACUAAAAUAAUAAAUUUAACAUUAGCUGACAGAGUUGUGAGGUUGUUGUGAGAGGGAUGUGUGAUAGUUUGUACUGCCUGCCUAUACUAGUCUGCCCAUUUGUUUGUUCAGUUCUGUAAACUUUGUGAUAUUUAGAAGAAAUUGAACAUGUCAUUGGUAUGAGACUGUAUAAUAGACAUGUCAUGAAUUGGUAUGAUGUCUCCCCUGAUAGUGGCAACUCAGUUGAUAGGAUUUGUGUGCAUUUUGAUGAUAUGUUUUUUGACAAGUAUGCUUCUUUAUUUACCUUGCCAUUUGUAAUGUUAGCCCGCAAUAUCCAUCAAAAUAGUAUCUGCCAUUCGCCCUAUCAGUGUUCCAGCCCUGGCCCCUCUCAACAGAACGAUUGUAGCACUACAACUAACGUAAGUCUACCGGUUGCUGUCACCAAUUUUCAUGGGAGCCUCCAUAAUCUUUUAACUUUGUUUUUUAAGCAUAUUUUUAGUAGGAAUCAUUAUCAACAAUAGACAUGACUACACAUUAACGAGUUGUUGACUUGUGUUGAUGUGAUUAUGAUAAGGGUAUGCUGUUUUAUAACCAUGAGCCUUGUUCACUCAUCCGUCAUCCGUCAUCCGUCAUCCGUAUCCAUAAGCUGCAAGUAUAAGUACAUAAAUUGCCAUGACCUUGUAUAAUCCCCAUGGAACUGAGAAUGAAAUGUAACUGACACUGAGCCAUUGUUCGGAGUAAUAAUAAAUGUAACUCUGUGAGCAUGCUUCAGUGAGUGGAUUCAGUGCAUUGGAAAUGUCCAUCAGAGCAGACCAAAUUAAUUACUUGUUUCACAGGAAGUUGUUUUCUAAAUGUCUUGAUGCAGGGGGGGUGUGAAAGGAGAAAACUUUGUUCAAGGGUUCACAAGUGGCACAUUUUCACACUAUACCGUUCCAAUUCAGUUGAUCAAGACAAUCGUUAUAGAGAUUGUAGUUGCCACAAAACUUUCAAUUAUCAUCAUGGUGUGUUUCGGGAAGAUGGUCGAUUGUUCGUUUUUCUUUAAGAACGCUCAUCAGCUUAUCAAAUGUAGAAACUUCAAAAAUCGUCUUGUUUUCAAUUUUCACAACUCUGACUUUCACAUAUUUCAAAUUAAGAGUUACCAAGAUGUGCAAAAAGGUUGAACUGUCAAUAUUAUUCUGCGUGUUGGUGUUUUCUUUAAACCCACGAGCAAUUUGUAUCCAAACGUUCAUGUUUGCUUGUCACCUACAGAGUUAUCAUCAGUCAUGACAAUUAUAAUCCUUUACAAGGUUGAAGGACCUUUCACAGUUGUCAGACAGAAGCAUCUUGACAUAAUGCAAAAACAAAAGGCAAAGUUUUGGCAGUGGGAAACAUUCAAUAUCAUUGACUGUUGGUAGAGAAUUAGCCAAUGGCUAUAAGGCUUUCAUAUUAAGCAGGGGGCACAGGUGGCCUAGUCAUCUAAGGCGCCACAAUUCACUGUGCAGAGUUGCGUCAUGCCAGAAACUUAUGAUUGUGGGUUCGAAUCCCGGUUCGCCCCGAUUAUGUUUCUAGGUUUGUC
This is a messenger RNA of Haliotis rufescens (red abalone), 11920 nucleotides long. Its product is annotated as AP2-associated protein kinase 1-like. Bases 24 to 3932 code for a protein of 1302 amino acids. Gene Ontology annotation, molecular function: ATP binding; protein kinase activity. Lineage: Eukaryota; Metazoa; Mollusca; Gastropoda; Lepetellida; Haliotidae. The record is from RefSeq and is a predicted model, not a curated record. The transcript is spliced from 16 exons. Gene Ontology annotation, biological process: protein phosphorylation.